UUAUCAAAAAGUUUAAUUAUUAAAAGUAGAAACAACAGGUUUAUAAUCCUCAAUAAAUUUAUAAAAUAGAAACAAAUUAGGGAUAGCAAGGCAAGCAACUAUCUAUCAUUUUAUAUUCUCAUCUCUAUAUAACCUUACUUUAUUAUAUCAGAUUUAAAGAUGGAUUUUUUCAAAAGUAUUUCAGAUAAGUAUGCCCAGUUUUGGAAAAAUAUUAUUGAACCAUAGAGGUAGUAGUAUUCAUUAUCAGAUUUGGGUUCAAAUGUUAGAAUAUUGCAUUCAAUUGCAGUUAUUAGAAAAGAUGUGCAGGUACUAAAUGAUAGAGGGGAAUAAUUAGAAUGCACCUACUUCCUUCCUGAUAAUAUGAUAAAAGAAAAAAAACUUCCUAUAGUAAUUUAUUUGCAUGGAAAUUCUGGAUCUAGAGUAGAAGCUGUUAGCACUCUUCAGCAUCUUAUUCCUACUUUUGGGCUUUUUUGCUUUGAUUUUUCAGGUUCAGGUAAAAGCUAGGGAAAGUAUGUAACUAUGGGGGUUAAUGAAUGCAGAGAUUUAGAGAGCAUUGUUCAAUAUGUUCAAAAUAAUCUAACUUAGAGUGAGAUUAUUAUUUGGGGAAGAAGUAUGGGUGCAGUAACUGGAAUUCUUUAUGCCCAAAAGAAUUAAUCAAAAAUAUAAGGACUUGUUUUGGAUAGUCCUUUCAGUGAUUUAAAGAAAGUCAUGUUAGAAAUUGCAUCAUCUAAAACGAAGAUUCCUUCUUUGAUAGUUGACGGUGUUAUUUCAUUGAUGAAGUCAUAAAUUUAGGAGGCUUUGAAUGGAGUUGAUAUAUUUAAUACUUAAAUUGAAGAAAAAAUUAAAAAUCUCUAAAUUCCAAUUUUGUUUGCUUAUGGUACUAAUGAUAAUAUAAUUUUGCCUUAUCACUCUUAAGUUCUUUAUAAGGCAUGUAGGUCUGAUGAUAAAUGUAUAAUUGAAUUCGAAGGAAAUCAUAAUACCAUUCGCCCUAAUUAGUUUUUCUAGAAAAUAGUUUAAUUUAUCCAAUUAAAUUGCAUAAGUAGACCAUAAAUUAAGCAGUUAAACUAAAUUACAACUGCAAACUAACCAGAUAUUAGUAACAAGAAUACCUAAUUAAACUCUUUCAACAUAAACAGUAAUAGUUUUUACAAUAAUUCUAAACCUAAUACACACUUACAGUCUCUUCCAAGCGAUGAUAAUGUAUAUGAAAAUAAAUAGAAUAACUAGCAAAAGUCUUAACAAUUUUACUAAAAUAUUAAAAAAUAAAUACCUUUUACACAAAAACAGUACUAAAAUUUAUCUAUUGAUUAAAAUAAUCAAAAGAAGGUAGAUCCAGAAUUUAACUAUCAGUUUAAUUAAAUAAAAAAUACUAGAGCUGUUGCAGGUCAUACUAAAUCAAACAGUUUAUCAGGAUAGAUUUAGUAGAGAGGCAUAUCUUUGAUAUCCUAUCAGUAAAAAAAUACAGAAUAAUAAAUAAAUGCCCAUUAAAUUUAAAUAAGAUAAGAUUCACUUUUCAAAGAUUCAUAAUAAUAAUAAUAGUAAAUAGAUAAAAAACUAGACUAGAAUCACUUCGAAAAUAAAAUGACACCAAAACCUGCAAGAAAGAAAAUAUUCUAAGAUGCAUAUUCAGAAAGAAAAUAAUCUAAAAAUCAUUAAUAAAAUCAAGGAUUAAACAUAUUUUAAUCUCAUAAUUAAUUUAAAGAAUAAAGCGAUAAAAUGAUUGACAAUACUGAAUAGUAUAUUUCAAACUAGUUAAACCUUCUACAGUAAAUAGCAAAUGAAAAUAUUAUAAUAUAAAAGCCUCCAAUCAGUAAUGCAUAUAAGAACUCUAAUUAAACUAAAUCACCUGUAAAUAACCUUGUUAGGAGUCCCAGCUCUUCUGCACUUUCUCCUACUGUUAAGCUUUAGAUACCAGAUUGUCAAUAGCAUAUUAAUUUUUCAAGAGGAACUAAUUUUUAAAAUGUAUAAAAUAGUUAACUAUAAAUUACUCCCUUUUUAGUAGAAAGCUAGAAUAUUUAAUAAGUACAUUCAAGCUAGGAAUUCAGAAAGAACAAUUUCUAAGAAAAAUAAUUCUGUUCACCUCAGUAAUAGUAAUAGCAAUAAUAACAAUAAGAACAAUAAUAAUAAUAAUAAUUUCCAGAGUAAGCUUCAAAAGUAAAAAAAUUUUCAAAUUAAUGUGGCAGACAGUAUUCUUUGGAUUUUGUAAAUAGUUCAAAUAAAGACAAUUUGAGUGAAAAAGCAAAAGAUCUUUAAGAGUAUUACUAAUAUGGAAUAGUCUACUAUCAUAAAAAUGACUCAAAAAAAGGAAUAACUUCAAAUUCUAAAAUAUCAUCUUAACUUUUACAAAAUACUAAUUCUACAAAUGAAAAUAUUAUCUAAGAUUAAUCUUAGCCUGUGGACAGAAAUUUUUAAUAGCUUGCUUAACCAAGUAUAAAUAAAUUUGAUAAUCAAAGCGAUUACUACACAUAGGCAAUACCUAAUUUUGGUAGUGCAUUUGAUUGGAAUAAUUCCUCAUUAGACGGAAACAACUUUUCAUACCUAAAUCCAACAAGAAAUCCAUUUUAAAAUCAAGAGAUUUAAUCACAACAAUAAUAAAAAAAUAAUUAGUAUCAAGAAAUAAUUAAAAGUUAAAAUAAUUGUGUGAAAUAAAAUAAUAAUUAGCAGUAAAGUGCAAAAGAAAUCUAAAUUUUAUAACAAUAAACACAAUUAUUUAAAUCUGAUAAUACAACAGAUCAUAGUAAUAAAUGUCAAUAAUAAGGAUAUUUGAUGCAAAAUAUAAACUCUCCAAGCAAGUUUGACAAGCACACAAUAAUUGAAAACUAGAUUAAUGUGUUAAGAGAAGCAGAAAAUUAAGAUAGAAUUCAAAGACUAAAUAGCAGAAGUAGAAAUGCUAGUAUCGCGAAUGAAGCCAUAAAAGUUACAAAUAGGAACUUUAAUUUAGAGAAUUCCAUUCCUAAGCAGUAGGAAUUGUUUAAAGAAAAUAAAAAUAUUCAAAUUAAUAUUCCAUAAUAAGGAGUUACCUAAAUCUAAUAGCAACAAUAUCAUUAAAACAGUCGUCACUAAUUUAAUUUAGUAUUAUCAUAGUAGUAACCUAAUAUUAACAACCAAGUAAUAUAAAAAGAUAGACAAACAUUAAGUCCUUUGAAUAGAAAUUUCGUUCCUAAUAUAUCGAAUGUGAUAAGCUCUACAAUCUAUAACUCCUCUUAAGGAUAAAAAAACGCAUAAAAUUAUACAUAGAAAAUAGUUUAAUCAUAAAAUAAUAUUCUACCUCCCUACUCUCCAGUUCGUGUUGUUUUGAGCCAUCCUACGAAUUAAAAUAACGAAAACUUACAAAGAAGAUACAGUGGAGUGGAAAACGUUGAAAAAGUUUAAUUUGUGUCUGUAUUCACAUAAAAUUUACAAAAUAGAACGCAAAGAGGAGAAUAUGAUUUGCACUAAAAGAGCCAAAGAACAUAAGUAAAAUACUCUGAAUAAUAUCCAUAAAUAUAAAUAGUUAAUUAGCCUUAGUAGCAAUAAUCUCUUUAUCAUAAAGUAUUAGGGGAGUUGUAAACAAAUUAAAUAAACCAAAUAAGUGACCUUAAUCAAGGAAAUUUACAAUAGAAAGCUAAAGAAAUAAACUACAGCAAUAAAUAAUAUGGUAUUAGUAAUAAGUUACCUUAUGAAUCUGUUUCAAUAAAUCAAUAAAUUUAAACUACUUAUGAGGCCUCUGACAAGUAAAAGUACCCAAAUUUAGAUACUUAAUUACCAAUAUCACAUUAAUAACAGAGCUAACCAAAAUAAAUUUAGCUUCACACAAACCAUAGUAAUGAUGAUGCAAUCUAAUAUAUUGAUUGA
This is a messenger RNA of Tetrahymena thermophila SB210, 3834 nucleotides long. Its product is annotated as alpha/beta fold hydrolase. The transcript is spliced from 3 exons. The record is from RefSeq and is a predicted model, not a curated record. Lineage: Eukaryota; Ciliophora; Oligohymenophorea; Hymenostomatida; Tetrahymenidae.